Brassica rapa (field mustard) is the source of this 3312-nucleotide messenger RNA. RefSeq names its product endoglucanase 7. NCBI's taxonomy places the organism in Eukaryota, Viridiplantae, Streptophyta, Magnoliopsida, Brassicales, Brassicaceae. Gene Ontology annotation, biological process: carbohydrate metabolic process. Gene Ontology annotation, molecular function: hydrolase activity, hydrolyzing O-glycosyl compounds. The record is from RefSeq and is a predicted model, not a curated record.
UUUAAGUUUUAAACUGAAAUUCAAAUAUAUAUUCAAAAUUUAAAUAUUUUAUAUAAAACAAAAAUGGGUCUAAAUUCAAACAUCUUGAUUUUAAAUAAAACUAAAAUAUAAUUCAAGUUAAUUUCAAAUGGGUCUAAAUGAUUUUACAUUAGUCAAUGUAAUUAUUGACGAUGCAAACUGAUAACUCUAGAUCUUAAAAUAUAUCUAAAAGGGUUUAGAGUUAAAAUGAAGUGAAUAUAAAUAAAAUGGAAUUGAGUGGAAUGGAUUUAAUCAUUUGCAUCUCUCUAACAAUUUUUUUUUGUGAUUAUUUAAUUUUUGUAAUUUAAAAUAUUAUGCACAUUUAAAACGAAGAUCAACAUCAUCGUCACAUCUUUUCCAAUAAUUUCAUUUGGAUAUAAGGAAAAGAAAUAAUAAGAGAAAUAGCAAAAUUUCAAAACGAACGAACAUAUGAUUAUUCGGUUUUUGGCGCAGGUCGGAUUUGAUAUUGGUUUUUCAGAUAUAGCACUUUAAGACCCGUUCGAUUAUAUAAUACAUGUCUAAUCGGGUCUGAGAUUCUGAUUUUUUGGAUAAAUUUUGAGUCAAUUUUUGGGUAAGAAUAUUCUUAACUAAUUACGUUAAUAAGUCGAAAUUCUAAUAAAUUCAAUAAAAUAUAUCCUGGUUUUAUUUAAACCUGAUUACAUAUUUUAAAUCCUAUUGCCUAUAUUUACGUAUCAUUCUGAAACCUGAUUACCUAUUCAAUAAUCAAAAUUGUUUUCACUAGAACAAAGAGGCAUAUAAUAAUUUUCAAUAAUAUAACGUUUUUUUGUAAUAUUUAAAUGUUGAUACACAAGCAAAAAUGUAAAAUUUACAUCAAAUAAAUUUGGUUUGUUUUGAAAAUAAGUCCGUGCUUUAAAAGCGCGGAUCAUAGUUUAGUCUAUAAUUAAAUUCCAGUUUAUCAUUUUAUAAUUUCCUAAGUAAUUCUGCAUAAUAGUACGAUUUAUUAGAAGUUGCUACUUAAAUGAUAUAAAAAGCAUAAGUGAUUCUGCAUAACACCUUACCCAUUUCCAAAAUACCCUAGUAGUCAACUCGCUCUUUAAUAAAUCGCUCUAACCCAUCAUUAAUCAAAAUUCAUUGCACUUCUUUUUUCUUAGGAAAAAAAAAUCAAAACUCUUAGUCUCUGUAUUAUAUAUAUUUCUUUUCCAGAAAACCUACUCAUUCAAUCUUAAGAAACUCUUUCAAGAAAUGCAUCCAGGGAAUCUAUGGGGCGGGAGGCUCGACGCCAUAGACAGCGACCGAGCCGAGGCUGAGGAGGAAGAGCGGCGGAGGAACAUGACGGAGUGGGACAGAGGAGCCCUCCAUUCGCAGCAACUAUCUGCCGAACAUCAGAGGAAUCAAUUGGACGAGACGCAACAAGGCUGGUUACUUGCACCACAAGAUAGCUGGAAAAAGAAGAGAAAGAAGUAUGUAAACCUAGGUUGUAUUUCCGUUAGCCGAACGGUUUUUACGUGGACCGUUGGAUCUAUCGUCGUCUUGUUCCUCGUCGUUGCUCUUCCGAUCAUCAUCGUUAAGUCGUUGCCUCGUCAUAAGUCUACACCUCCUCCUCCAGAUAAUUACACUCUUGCCAUCCAUAAGGCUAUUCAGUUUUUCGACGCCCAGAAAUCGGGUAAAUUGCCGAAGAACAAUCGAGUAUCAUGGAGAGGAAAUUCGGGGCUGAAGGAUGGAUUGCCAGACGUGGUUGGAGGAUUGGUGGGAGGGUACUACGACGGUGGAAGUAACACCAAGUUCCAUUUUCCGAUGGCAUUCUCAAUGACAAUGCUAAGUUGGAGUCUUAUUGAGUAUAGUCAAAAAUUCAAAGCCAUCAAUGAAUAUGAUCACAUGAGAGAUGUUCUCAAAUGGGGAACUGACUAUCUGCUUCUCACUUUCAACAAUUCUGCAACUCGCCUUGAUCAUAUCUACGCUCAGGUUGGUGGAGGACUAAGAGACUCAGAAUCACCAGAUGAUAUCUACUGUUGGCAAAGACCAGAAGACAUGUCCUACGACCGUCCUGUAAUCUCUUUAACUACCGCCACUGACCUCGGUGCAGAAGUCGCCUCCGCCUUAGCUGCCGCCUCAAUCGUCUUCAACGACAAACCAACCUACGCCAAAAAGCUAAAGAAAGGAGCAGAAACUCUAUGGCCUUUCUUUAGAAACAAGAACAGACGCAAGCGCUACUCAGACGGACAACCAAUGAUUCAAGCCUUCUACAACUCAACAAGUAUGUUCGACGAACUUAUGUGGGCUGGCGCGUGGCUUUACUACGCCACGGGGAACCAGACUUACAUACAAUUCGCCACAAACCCAAGCGUGCCUAAAACGGCUAAAGCUUUUGCUAAUCAACCAGAAUUGAUGGUACCGAGCUGGAAUAACAAAUUACCUGGGGCUAUGUUGUUGAUGACUCGGUACAGAUUGUUCUUGAAUCCUGGUUUUCCUUAUGAGAACAUGCUCAGUAGGUACCAUAACGCUACUGGUGUCACCAUGUGUGCUUAUCUAAAGCAGUACAACGUUUUUAACCGGACUUCAGGAGGGCUUAUACAAUUGAACAUGGGGAAACCAAGACCACUGGAAUAUGUGGCUCAUGCUUCUUUCUUAGCUUCUCUGUUUGCGGAUUAUCUGAAUUCAACUGGAGUUCCUGGAUGGUAUUGUGGCCCUACCUUGGUCUCGACUCAGGUUCUUAAGGAUUUUGCUAAGUCUCAGAUUGAUUACAUUCUUGGAGAUAACCCUUUAAAAAUGAGCUAUAUUGUUGGGUUCGGCAAGAAAUUUCCAAGACACGUUUACCACCGAGGAGCCACCAUCCCAAACGACAAGAAGAGAAGAAGCUGUAGAGAAGGAUUGAAGUAUAGAGACACAAAAAAUCCUAACCCAAACAAUAUCACAGGAGCUAUGGUUGGUGGACCAAACAAAUCCGAUCAGUUCCAUGACAUACGAAGCAAUUACAACGCGAGUGAGCCUACUAUGUCCGGAAACGCAGGUAUCGUGGCUGCUCUCAUUUCAUUAACCAGCAGUGGAGGCUACCAAAUCGAUAAGAAUACAAUGUUCAAUGGUGUUCCUCCUCUUUACCCUCCUGCCCCACCACCCCCUAAAGCUUGGAAGCCUUAAGAACGAUUCAUAUAUUUUAUUAUGUUGCCGAGUUUAAGCUAUAUAAUAUUUUUAAUUGACACUUUCAAUAAUUUUGUUUUUUCAAUGUCGUUUACUCUUUAACAUGAUCUUCUUUCAAGAAAGAGGAUUUAGUUUUUGGAAGAACCAUUACGACUCGUGAUGAAGGUAUUAGUGUAUCACCAUUGUACUGUUCCUCUA